UCUGUGGAGAAGGGUUGGUCUGUUGAUGGUAUAAAAUCGCAUUUUACGUGUUGGAAGUAAAUAUCAAUGAUGGAAAAAGAUUACGCGCCGUUGACUAUAACUACCGUACGGUCAUUGAACGAUAAACUAUAUGAAAAACGGAAAGGCGCAGCGUUGGAGAUUGAGAGGCAAGUGCGGGAUUUCAAUAUUGCCGGGAACGCGAGUCAAGUAAAGAAACUGUUGAAAGUUCUCGGGCAGGAUUUUGCACUGAGCUCGAAUCCCCACAGUCGCAAGGGUGGUCUGAUUGGACUAGCUGCCACUGCCAUCGCUCUUGGCAAGGAUACGACGGCCUACGUGUCCGAGCUCGUACGACCGGUCCUCGCUUGUUUCAACGACGCCGACAGCAGAGUGCGCUACUAUGCAUGCGAAGCGCUGUACAACGUAGUCAAGGUGGCGAGGGGUUCCAUACUUCCUUAUUUCAACGACAUUUUCGAUGGACUGAGCAAGCUUGCAGCUGAUCCUGAUCAGAAUGUGAAGAAUGGUUCUGAACUCCUUGACAGACUUAUGAAGGACAUCGUCACGGAGAGCGCGUCGUUCGAUCUCGUCGCCUUCAUCCCGCUGCUGAGGGAGAGGAUCUACACGCGAAACCCGUUCGCCAGACAGUUCCUCGUCUCCUGGGUGACCGUACUGGAUGCCGUGCCGGACAUCAACAUGCUUGUCUAUCUGCCAGAGAUACUGGACGGCCUGUUCCACAUCCUCGGUGAUCCAAACCAGGAGAUUAAGAAGAUGUGUGAAGCGUUACUCGGGGAAUUUCUAAAGAGCAUCAUAAAGUCACCGGACAAGGUCAACUUCCCAGCCAUGGUGAACAUUCUCAUCACCCACUGCCAGUCUUCAGAGGAUCUCAUCCAGAUGACGGCCAUCUUGUGGCUGAGCGAGUUUGCGCAUCUGGCGGGUCGCGACAUGCUGCCGUUCGCGUCGGGCCUGCUCACCGCCGUGCUUCCCUGCCUCGCGUACGACGACGAUCGCAAGAACCUCCUGUUCGACGACGACAACAAGAAAAGCAUCAUAGAGACUGCAAAGGCCGUUAACAACACUCUGAUGAGGUUGAUCACUCCUGAAGACGACGCAGACGAUAUGCCAGACAAAACGCCAGCAGACGACCAAGGGGAAGUCGCCGAAAGGAAGGCGAUAAGGUUAGAUCUGCCGUCGGUCGUCGAGGUUCUUAGCAAACACCUGCUUCACAACUCGACGCAAACCCGCCUGUCUGUCCUACGCUGGGUCUACCAUCUGCACAUACAGAUACCUAACAAGGUGAGAGUAUGUCUGUCCUACGCUGGGUCUACCAUCUGCACAUACAGAUACCUAACAAGGCAGCUGUGCAUCCUGCUGAACGCCGAGGACAUAUACCGGACGCUGGCGGAGAUUGUGAUGAAGGAGCCGGACCUCCGCUUCGCCAGUCACAUGGUGCAGACCCUCAACUCCAUCCUCCUCACCUCUAAGGAGCUGUUCGAACUCCGCAACGGCCUGAAGAAUCUGAAGACGGAGAGCUGCUGCAGUCUGUUCGUCUGCCUCUACCAGUCGUGGUGUCACAACCCCGUUGCCACGGUAUCUCUCUGCUUCCUCACACAGAACUACAGACACGCCUCCGAUCUGCUGAAGACAUUUGGUGAGCUUGAGGUGACGGUGGAUUUUCUCACCGAAAUAGACAAGUUGGUGCAGCUGUUGGAAUCUCCGAUUUUCACAUAUCUGCGCCUGCAGUUGCUAGAUCUGCAGCAUAAUCAGCAUCUCACCAAGAGUCUGUACAGCCUGCUGAUGCUGCUGCCGCAGAGCGACGCAUUCCGCACUCUGCUGCAUCGUCUACAGUGCGUGCCCAGCGUGCAGGCAGCCGACAACGCCACCGACAGGCUGUACCCAUCGCUGAAAACCAACGACGAGAGACUACCGAAGGAGAAGUUCAUCAAUUUCGGCGAGCUGCUUGAACAUUUCAACGCGACGCAACGCAAGCACGCGGCGGACGGGCGACAGAAGCAGGCGGGCGCGACGGUGCAGGCGUUGCAGUGAGAGCGUUUGAUUGGUCGGCGCGCGGUGACGUCGGCUGCCGCCCCGCCUCCUCCGCCACGCCUCCGCUGACGCUCCGUCUCUAACCCCGGCUGUGCGACGAGGGAGGGAUGCAGUUUCCCGAAUCGCUUUUGCCGGUCGCUUCGAAACCGGGACGAUGAUGAUGCUGCGGUGAAAAACUAACAGGUGAGAUCGUGAUCAUGGUGAGUGAUCGAUGACGGCGUCGAUUGCCGUACGAUUCGCAACGCGUGAGGUUGGGCUGCCGCUGACCGAAGAGGUUUGGCCGAGGGGAGUUAAUUAAUAGUUCCCUAUCGGUGAUGCGAUCUAGUUGUGAUUGGGUGAUGAGUUUUGUGGGCGCAGUCGCACAUUGUGCCACUCGGUACAGCCGAGGGAGCGAGGGAGCUAGGCGAAUUUAUCGGCGGUUUGCAGAAACAAUCGCUGCGUGGAGCGUAAUUUGCGACGAAAACUCUAGAUUUGCUUGACAGAUGGCGCCACCUGACGUAGCAGGCGAAAGUAUCUUUUUUUUAGGUAAUUGUACCUAUUAGGUCUUUCAAGAAUUUUUAGAGAGUGAUUCCUGUUUGACAGUGUUGGCAGUGUUGUAGGCGGAAGAGACGGCGGGUGGCAGGCGCUACAGUUUUACCGAUUCGCGGCAGUUCUCGUGGGUGAACGAGAUGUGAGCGUGGACUUUAGCCAAACCAAACACAAUCAAGUCUGUCCUUAUCAGCUAUAGGUGUCGAUUGAGAAUUGAUUUGAAUGAUUGUUGUCUUUUGUUAUACUGUUCUCGCUGAAUGUAUGUAAGAUAUAUCAUGUAUAUAUUGGGUUAUGCAUUGAGGUCUAGCAAUAAUUCAAUAUUGAGCAACUAGUUGAAAUUCGGCAACCAUUAUAAUGUUUCGACCCAUCGAUAAGUGAAUGGCUAUAGUACAUCAGGUAUAUAUUUGCAAUAGUUUCAUCCUUCUCUUCGUUCUCUCUUUUUCCCUCUUUCUCUCUCUAUCUCUCUCUCUCUCUCUCUC
Molecule: messenger RNA, 3047 nt
Organism: Priapulus caudatus
Lineage: Eukaryota; Metazoa; Priapulida; Priapulimorpha; Priapulimorphida; Priapulidae
Product: protein VAC14 homolog
Exons: 15
Coding region: 67-2040 (657 amino acids)
Biological process (GO): phosphatidylinositol biosynthetic process; positive regulation of kinase activity
Cellular component (GO): PAS complex; endosome membrane
Source: RefSeq, a predicted model, not a curated record